AGGAAGCAGAUCGUAUUGCUAAUUGAGAUUACGAUUUGCCGUGAAACUAUUCAUAAUAAUUAUUUAUUUACAAUGGGACAAAUGACGGCGAUGGUUGUGCUUUUGGCGGCGACCGCCCUCUGCCGAGCGAAAGCUCUCGUCGACCCCGAAGCACCCUUACCUGAUUUCUUCAAGAUUUGCAAGAGAAACGACCCCAAUUUGAACGAAUGCAUAAAGGAAUCAAUGAAAAGUAUCUUGCCUGCUAUCAAAGACGGUUACAAACCCCUGGAGAUACCCCCAAUAGACCCUCUAUCGACCCCCAAAUUCCACGUCAACCACAACAUCGGCAACAUCAAGGGCAAUGUACAGGGAAAAGACAACAAAGUCUUCGGGAGCAGCAAUUGCGAAAUCAAAGAAGUCAGAGCAACUGUGACCGAUGACAGUUUAGAAAUGGAAAUCGACCUGAUGUUCGACAAUUUGAUUUUUGAAGGAAAUUAUAAAUUUGAUGGAGGCGUCAACCUGUUCCAAAUACACACGAAAGGAUUCUUCAACAUCAGCAUGGAGGGUGUAAGUACAACUUGGGCUGUGAAAGGUGAACUUGAAGAACGUGAUGGUGAAAAGUAUAUGGUUAUUAAGGAAGCCGAUAUGUCGCCAGUUCCUUCAAAUGUUAAUAUUUAUGCCACAAAUAUUUUCCCUGAUAAAGCAGUCAAUGACGCUUUCCUAGUGACCAUGAAUCAAAACUGGCGCUCUUUAUACAAAGAGGCGCUCCCAAUAUUGAGCACCCUCUGGGGACCCCCAAUCAAAACAGGAAUGAACUAUGUUUUUGAAAAAAUACCAUUCCGACGUCUGUUCCCAGAAUCUUAAAUAAAAACUGAUAGUGCAAACUGAAUGCUUAGAAACAAAUAUGUGAUUGUAAUGAUAGUUAUUAGAACAGGAUAUAAUAUGUUAGAAUAGUGGUUAAUAUAUUAUGAAUAUAUAAAUUUUUACAGAUAUUAAUAUAAGUAUAUGUUGAUGUUAACAACUUAAUAUAAAUUUUGUAUUUAUAUUUAUUUUGUUAUAUACCUGUAAAAAUCAUUGAGGUUGGUUCUAGAGAAAUAUUUUAUAUAUUGUUUUACAUAAGGACGAUUAAUUUUUUGUUAAAUCAACUUCAACAUAUUAUAAAUGACAAAACUGCUUAAAAUUUACCUCAAUGGUAAAUAUAUAAUACAUAACUUGUAUUAGGUAUUCAUAGUAUUUAAGAUCCAAAGAAAAAACCUUUAUCAAUUUUUAUCUCGAUAAAAUUAUUAUAUAAAAAUAUAAAAACUAUUAUAUUUAAUCACGAAACUCUAUACUUAUUAUCUUAUCUUAAUUUACUUUAUAAUUUAAUCAAUUUUAAAAUUAAUGUUCAAGUAUUAAAUUGAAAUAAAUACUUUGGUUUUAUAAAUGUCUUCAAAAUUUACAAAUUUAAUUAUAUGA
This is a messenger RNA of Ctenocephalides felis (cat flea), 1434 nucleotides long. RefSeq names its product protein takeout-like. The transcript is spliced from 5 exons. NCBI's taxonomy places the organism in Eukaryota, Metazoa, Arthropoda, Insecta, Siphonaptera, Pulicidae. The record is from RefSeq and is a predicted model, not a curated record. The coding region runs from base 73 to 843 and encodes 256 amino acids.